CGGCUACAAGCAUUCGCUCGACAGUUCGAAGGGUCUCCUGGGGACCCAGAAGGAACAUGACUGGAUUCUCGUCAAGAAAUGGCUCCGUCGAGCCGCCAGAUGAGAGACAGGCUUUGAUCAGCGAUACAGCUCGCAUCAACUCUGGGUUUCGCCAGCAACAUCAGAAGCCUCGACACCACUGGUCUCAUUGGCCUAGACGAGUUGCGCAUCUAACAUGGUCGACACUGGUCCGCGAUUAUGUCAACGUCCUUCUCGUUUUCGUGCCUCUGGGCAUCAUCGCAGGUGUUCUGCACUGGGAUAGCACCGUCAUUUUUACGCUCAAUUUCUUGGCAAUCAUUCCUCUGGCCUCGCUCCUGAGUUUCGCAACCGAGGAGCUGGCCGCGACGAUGGGUCAGGCUCUAGGUGGCUUGAUGAAUGCAACAUUUGGCAAUGCCGUUGAGCUGAUUGUUAGCAUAAUCGCUUUGAAAGACAAUCAGAUUCGAGUUGUCCAAGCCAGCAUGCUUGGAAGCAUUUUGUCCAACAUUUUGCUCGUCCUUGGAUGUUGCUUCUUCAUUGGAGGGUUACGUUACUCCGAGCAAACCUUUAACAGUACAGUGGCAUCAACCAUGUCUUCGCUGAUGACCGUCGCUUCCGCUUCUCUCAUCAUCCCUGCUACGCUUUAUGCCUCUCUGAGCGGGUCUGACAAAGGGGAAAGGAGAGAUAACAUCCUGAUUCUUUCCCACGGAACCGCCAUCAUCCUUUUGAUACUCUAUGUGAUGUACCUAUACUUCCAGCUCAAGUCGCACGCGGAACUUUUCGAAGAAGCCAACAACGAGAUUAAUGACGCCGAAAACCAAGCGGGAGACGCGGGAGUAGAGGAGGAAGAAGAAGAAGAAGAAAGACUGCUCAACCCAUGGGCUGCCACAGUUGCUUUGAUUGUCGUGACGAUUCUGGUGGCUAUCUGCGCCGACUACCUCGUAGGUAGUAUCGACAGCAUUGUACAGAAGACUGGCAUGAGUCGUACGUUCAUUGGUCUUGUUUUGAUUCCCAUUGUCGGCAACGCCGCCGAACAUGUCACCGCCGUGGUUGUUGCUUGGAAGGGCAAAAUGGAUCUGGCUAUUGGAGUUGCCAUCGGGAGCAGUCUCCAAAUUGCGCUGUUUGUUACUCCCUUCCUCGUCAUUCUUGGCUGGAUCAUGAAUGUGGAUAUGACACUGCAUUUCCAUAUCUUCGAGACUGUCGCGUUCUUCAUCUCUGGUUUGGUCGUUACUUUCCUGAUUCAGGAUGGAAAGUCUAACUACCUUGAAGGCGGGCUAUGUCUGGGAAUGUACAUCAUUCUCGCACUCGCUUUCUACGUGUAUCCGGACAGUGCUAGCGACGAUGCUCUGUUCAAUCAUUGAAUGUAGCAUCUCAGAGCGAUGUGAGAGCCUAUUUUGUCAAUGCUGUCAGCAUUCUUCGGUCUAAACUCUCGCGCUCGCUCAACAAUCUCCAAUUGCUCAUUUUGUGCAUCUAGGUCAUGCUGUAUGUAAUACAGCUGUGAUUUCUCGCGUGUGGUAAGCGGCGGCGAUUUUCACAUCUCGGUGUCAUUGUUGGUGGCUCUUUGUUUUUGCUCUGCUGGACGAAAAACGCUGUAGGCCAGUUAAGUAGUUAUCGUACUCUGUUGCUUCUACAAGCGUGCUGUGGUGCGUACGGAAUUUAAACAAGCUUGGUGAGUUCA
Aspergillus fijiensis CBS 313.89 is the source of this 1693-nucleotide messenger RNA. Its product is annotated as calcium/proton exchanger. Gene Ontology annotation, biological process: calcium ion transmembrane transport; intracellular calcium ion homeostasis. The record is from RefSeq and is a predicted model, not a curated record. Gene Ontology annotation, molecular function: calcium:proton antiporter activity. Gene Ontology annotation, cellular component: fungal-type vacuole membrane. The transcript is spliced from 3 exons. NCBI's taxonomy places the organism in Eukaryota, Fungi, Ascomycota, Eurotiomycetes, Eurotiales, Aspergillaceae. The coding region runs from base 57 to 1376 and encodes 439 amino acids.